AUGCCACCGCGUUCGCUCCUCGCGCUCCUCGCGCUCGCCAACGUCGCGCUGUGGAUCGCGCGCGCCGCGACGCGCGCGUUAGACAAGUCGGCGCUCCGCGGCCGGCGCGCGCGGGCGCUCGUCGUGCUCGGCAGCGGCGGACACACGGCGGAGAUGCUGCGCAUCCUGCGCGACGCGCGAACGCUCGACCGACUGGACGUCGCGGCGUACGUCGUCGCGAGCACGGACGCGCGGAGCGCCGACAGAGCGCUCACGUUCGAGCGCUCGCGACGCGGCGCUCGCGGCGAGGCGCGCGUGCUGACGAUCGGACGCGCGCGAGAGGUGGGCCAGCGAUGGACGACGAGCGCGGCGACGACGGCGCGCGCGUGCGCGGCGGCGAUCGCGAUCGUCGCGCGCGUGAAACCGGACGUGGUGAUUUGUAACGGACCGGGGACGUGCGUGCCGAUCGUGCUGGCGGCGAUGGCGCGACGCGCGCUGGGGUGGCGAACGCCGGCGACGGUGUUCGUGGAGAGCGCGUGUCGCGCGCGAACGCUCAGCCUGACGGGGAAGAUUUUUUAUCAUCUGAGGUGCGUCGAUCGGGUGUGCGUGAUGUGGGAGCGCGCGCACGCGGCGUAUCCUCGCUCGACGUUCGUCGGGCGCGCGAUGUAG
This is a messenger RNA of Ostreococcus lucimarinus CCE9901, 648 nucleotides long. RefSeq lists its product with no specific name. The transcript has a single exon. NCBI's taxonomy places the organism in Eukaryota, Viridiplantae, Chlorophyta, Mamiellophyceae, Mamiellales, Bathycoccaceae. Gene Ontology annotation, cellular component: UDP-N-acetylglucosamine transferase complex. Gene Ontology annotation, biological process: dolichol-linked oligosaccharide biosynthetic process. The record is from RefSeq and is a predicted model, not a curated record. Bases 1 to 648 code for a protein of 215 amino acids.